Passer domesticus (house sparrow) is the source of this 1891-nucleotide messenger RNA. Its product is annotated as TOG array regulator of axonemal microtubules protein 2-like. The transcript has 3 exons. The record is from RefSeq and is a predicted model, not a curated record. Lineage: Eukaryota; Metazoa; Chordata; Aves; Passeriformes; Passeridae. The coding region runs from base 789 to 1097 and encodes 102 amino acids.
UGAACAGCUUUGCUGUAGGCAUGAAGGGACACUGGCCCAUCAGAGCUUCUGCACAGCAGCCACCUGGAAGGCUCUACAUUAUAGGCAGUAGCUGCCUGUUUUCCACCUUUCUUCUUUGUCUUCUUUUUUCAAAGGGGACCAUAGGAUUCAUCAAGUUCAUUUCUUUAUAACACAUGGGUCAAAAUCCAUCUGUCAAUGAUGCCUUGUUCCACACGUUGUUUUGCAUGUUUGACAAGAAGGAAAUGGCAAAUACCUACAGAGGCAAGGGCAGCUGUAAAUUUUUCUGCCACACAGAUUGAUGUCAGGUCUGAAAAUGCCACACUGGGGGAAUAUGGCUGAACAAUGGAGUGUUGAAGAGGCAGGUCUUCAAGGGGAGUUUCCACUUUCUCCACCUCAGCUGCUCUGUGAAGUCAGGGAUUACCUGACUCAGUGCCUCUCUGUGUCCCAAGUAUGGGCUUCUUCCUUUUGGCUCUGCGAUGCAGAACCUUUUCACUGCUUCCAUGUGACUGAACUCUCAAGGACCCUGAUGUGAAAUAUUUUAACAUAGCUCCUGGUGGAGCAGACAACUUUGGAUUUACAAAUGUGAAAGGAGAGCUUUUCUUUUGGCGUUUUAAACACCAACAAGUAGGCUGGAAGGAAAGAAGAAAAGGAUUAAAAAAUCAGCAGAAAUGGACUUUAUUGUAUAAAAUGGGGUUGCCCCUGCUUUUUCCCUUGCCACUGUCCUCUCUCCUAUGCCCUCAGAAGAGUGAACAGAAACGUGUGUUUCACUUGUAGAUGAAGUAUCACUGAUGAAAGAGCUCUGCCACCAAUGGAGACAACUGAGUGGCCAAGCUCUGCUGGAUGUCACGGAACGUAUCACAGUGCUUGUGGAAUGGGCUCAUGCCAGGAGCCCUGAAGCGGUCGAGCGCUACGCCCUGCCCGUGCUCUGGUCCUGCCUGGAGAACAAGGCGCUGCCUGUGCGAAGCGCCAACGUCUGCCCUGUGGUCACCAAGCUGGCCUGUGCCCUCUGCGAGGCACUGGGCAGCCAGAUCAUUAAGUUUGCUGACAGCACACCUCCACACGUGCAGGAAAACCUCAACAGCCUUCUGGGCUGGUGAAGGUUUGAUGUUCUCCAGAAAGCGGACAAAUUUCUGAGCUGGACACCACCGGACGUGACUUUUCAGCUGUGCCAGAAAUGACAAAAUACUAAGGAAGGGUGUGCACCUGCCCCCGCUCUGUUAUCAGCAUUGCCCUUCCUAGUCAUGACAUGGGGGGCCUGAAGCAACAGCAGACAGAUGACGAGGUAAAGAUGAAGUAUGGAUCAGCCUCAAGUGAAUCCAGACAGAGGAAAAGGUGAAGACUAAGCAUGGAUCAGCCUGAAGCAACUGCAGACUGAGGACAAGGUGAAGACCAAGCAUGGAUCAGUCUCACACAGAGAUACGACUGGCUACAGUCUUUCCAAGAAGUUUUCUCUGGACAUUUCUGAUACUCCCUUACCAAGAAAGUCCUUGCCUCCAGUCCAGAAAUGCUCUUUCCUCCAAGAUCAGGAAGAAGCUGCCAACUGUCCAAAGAAUGUUUCAAGAAUAGGAUUUAGGCUUUAGGAUUAUCAAGAAUAGGAUUCAUUAAGAAUAGGAUUCAUCAAGAAAAGUAUUCAUCAACAAUAGGAUUCAUCAAGAAUAGGAUUCAUCAACUAUAGGAUUCAUCAACAAUAGGAUUUAGGAAUUUGGAAUAGGUUUAGGCUUCAUAGUUGCAGAUGUAUCUAUGUUCUGAUAGUUUUGAAUAAAUGUGUUUGAUUGUAUAUUUAAAUUUUGAUGACAUAUUUUAAUUGUAUAUAUUUUAUUUUGAUGAUUUAAAAAAACUUUAAUGAAUCAAUUAAAUUUAAAUAAACCAAAAGAAGAAUGUGACACCAGGA